UGUUUGAUGAAACUAUAGUCGUCAAGAUCAUUUCCGGAUUAUUUCAUGACAAAUUCGCGAUACUACACAUCAAAAUGUACAAUGUGUCCCAUUCUUACUCUUCCGGUAUACUCUCGGAUGUAUUAACUAAUUGCCACACAUAAGAAAUUUCAAAAUGGCAGGUUUUAUUAACUUUCUGUUGUGGAUUUAUUCUCUAUUUUUUACCGAUCUCUUGGCGACGAAAAAGACACCUGAUCGCUGGUUUGAUGUUAUGUGGAAUGUGCCGUCAGAGAAGUGUUACACAAGGUAUGGGGUAGAUUUGCCAUUAUCAGAGUUCAAUAUUCGAUCUAAUAGGAACCAGUCAUUUUCAGGUGAUUUGGUAACGCUUUUUAAUGAACCAACUCCAGGACUAUAUCCUCAAUUUUUACCGAAUGGAACGGCACAGAACGGUGGUUUGCCACAGCUGGUUAAUCAUACCAAACACUUGAUGAAAACAAAGCUGGAUAUCAUAAACAAAAUCUCAGAUAAUUUGUUUAAUGGAUUUGCUGUCAUCGAUUGGGAAGGUUGGGUUCCUAUUUUUGAUCGCAACGAAUACAGUUAUACACGAACAAUCUACAUUAACAAAUCUGAGGUUCUGGUUUCCGAACUCCACCCUGAAUGGAACCCAUCAAGAGUAAAACAUGAAGCAAGGAUUCAGUUUGAAACUAGUGCAAGAAAGUUAAUGCAGGAAACAUUAGAGUAUGCUACACAACUGAGACCAAAAGGAUACUGGGGAUUUUAUGGGUUCCCAAGAUGUUACAAUUACAGAAAAGGACAGAAACGCUGCCCCUCGAACGAUAUGGAAUACAAUAAUGAACUGUGCUGGUUAUUUGCAAGAAGUUCUUCAAUAUUGCCUUCGAUUUACUUGCCUGAAAAGUUUGGUUCAGAUGAAGACAAGCGUAUUAAAGUUUCCGGAAUCAUCGCAGAAGCCAAGAGAAUGAAAACGAAAUGUUCUAAAAAAACAACUCCAGUAUUAGCUUACUCUCGCUAUCGAUAUCGGGAUACUGAAAUUUUUUACUCAAAGGCAGAUCUAAUGAAUACUAUUCAGCAAAGUUACGACACUGGUUUGGAUGGUGUUAUAUUGUGGGACACAUCUAAUAACUUUGCUGACAAAUCUGCCUGUAUCAAUCUGAAAUCAUACUUGUUAAAUGUUCUUGGACCUUUUGUUAAAAAUUUGACAAGAACGUAAAAUUAAAACUACAAUUCUUGGACAUGGACGAUGGAGAGAGGACAGGAUAAUUUAGAAAAUAAAUGACCAGUCAUUUUAACUGGCAGAAGUAAAUAAUCUUUCCAAAGGCAGCCUGAAAAUUAAUAUUUUGACCCACAAAAUGUUGUAUAUAUAGUUGUGCAUGAAAAAUAAAAGUACAUACCAAAUAA
Messenger RNA from Mytilus californianus (California mussel), 1395 nucleotides. Its product is annotated as hyaluronidase-3-like. Gene Ontology annotation, molecular function: hyalurononglucosaminidase activity. Gene Ontology annotation, biological process: hyaluronan catabolic process; carbohydrate metabolic process. Bases 155 to 1207 code for a protein of 350 amino acids. The record is from RefSeq and is a predicted model, not a curated record. Lineage: Eukaryota; Metazoa; Mollusca; Bivalvia; Mytilida; Mytilidae. The transcript has 5 exons.